CCUCCUCCUUCUAUCUCCUCCUUCUUCCUUCUCUUAGAUCAGUACAAGCAUCUUUAGUCAUGGUGAACAAUCUUAUACUAAAACCCAUUAAUUUAGUCUUAUUAACCAUACUGCCAUUCCUCCUUCAAAGCCCCGUUACAGCCCAGGAAGUAUUACUAGCGUACUGCGAAUCUGGACGCAAUUACACUUCCGGUAGCAGGUUCGAGACCAAUCUCAACCUCCUCCUCUCUUCUCUAACCACCAACGGCUCCAUCAACGAUUUCUACAACACCACCUCCGGUGUAAGUCCUGACAUGGUAUAUGGCCUAGCGCAGUGCAGAGAUGAUUUCACUACUGAAGCAUGCAGGAACUGCCUCAACAUUUCAGCAGUGCGUAUCAUCCAGAGAUGUCCGAACCAAAAGGACGCAACCAUCCGGCGCGUCGACUGUGUUUUACGAUACUCAGACCAACGGUUCUUCUCCCAACUUAAUCUGGAUGACAGCACCUGGGACUACUCUUGGAGUGGUGACAACGUAUCUAACCCAGUUUACUUUAAUCAACAGCUACUAUCGCUGAUGAUUAAUCUAUCGUCUUCCGCUUCUUCCCUGUCGUCCAAGUUUGCGACAGGGGCGGCCCGUCUUAAUAACUUUGAAAACAUAUAUGGUAUGGUGCAGUGCACUAGAGAUUUAUCAGAGACUGAUUGUUAUUCGUGUUUAAGAUCAAUGAUCGGACGGAUUCCGAGCUGUUGUGAUUCGAAAGAAGGUGCCCGGCUUGCUACUUUAAGUUGUUUUAUAAGGCACUCAAUAAAUCUCUUCUUUCAAGCAUCGCCGCCGCUGCCGCCUUCUACAGAUGUGAAUAAUACGACAGGAGAUGGAAAGAAGAAUACAACGAAAUUGGUUAUUAUAAUCGUCGUCCUUGUGGUUGUUACAUUAGUUCUACUCGGCAUCCUAUGCACUUUUAUGUACAGAAGGAGGAAAAUGGGAAGAAAAAUUGGUGUAAAUGGUGGAGAGAUAAGGAGCUUGGAAACACUACUAUUUGAUUUAGAGACACUCAAAGAUGCCACAGAUGACUUCUCUGAUGCAAAUAAGCUCGGUGAAGGUGGCUUCGGUCCUGUUUACAAGGGGAAGCUAAUGGAUGGUCAGGAAAUAGCAGUGAAAAGGCUGGCGAGAACGUCGGUGCAAGGAGUUGAAGAGCUUAAAAAUGAAGUGGUGUUGGUUGCUAAACUUCAGCACAGGAACCUUGUAAGGUUGCUGGGCUGUUGCUUGGAAGGAGAAGAGAAGAUGCUUGUCUACGAAUACGUUCACAACACCAGCCUCGACUCUUUUCUAUUUGAUCCAAUCAAAUGCCUAGAACUUAAUUGGGAAAGACGAAACAAGAUCAUCGUAGGGAUCGCUCGAGGUCUUGUUUAUCUCCACGAAGAUUCUCAGAUUAAGAUCAUUCAUCGUGAUUUAAAAGCCAGCAAUAUCUUGUUAGACAAAUAUAUGAAUCCUAAAAUUUCAGAUUUCGGUUUGGCACGCCUAUUUGGUGGAGACCAAACUCAUGGAAAUACAAGUCGGAUUGCUGGCACAUACGGAUAUAUGGCACCCGAGUACAUCAUUCAUGGCCAGUUUUCAGCGAAAACGGAUGCAUAUAGCUUUGGCAUUUUAGUUUUAGAGCUUGUGACAGGACGGAAGACAAUUGGUUUUCGCGAAUCCGAAAGUGAUAUGGACCUUACAAACUAUACAUGGCGGCUUUGGAGCCAAGGAAAGCCGUUGGAGCUGAUCGAUGAAAAUCUAGGAGGAAAUUACGAGCCAGCUGAGGUGCUGAGGUGCAUUCACAUUGGAUUGUUAUGUGUGCAGCAAGAAGCAACAGCGCGGCCCACCAUGUCAUCAGUUCUUCUCAUGCUCGACGCCUACUCUGUCACCCUCCCUGCUCCUUUGCGACCUGCCUUCUUCAUUGGAGAGACAAAUAUGGAGUUUGAUUUAUCCCCAACGGAUUCAAAUUUUCAUGAAAGUGAGACGGAUAAAUCUGUAAGUUCACUUCUGCCACUUUCUAGGAAUGAGGCAUCGAUUACCGAAUUACACCCUCGAUAGGUCUAAAGAGUGUUUGUUUGAGAGAGGUUUAUAAAUCAGAUAAUAGUUCUUUGAACUGUUUCCGUAGUUUUCCGGCUCAUUCAACUGUUAUUUAUAAUUCUCUUAUAAAACCGGUGCUGCAUUUGGUAUUCCUCAUGUAGCAUUACUGAAAUGAGAUGUUUAUGGUGAUAUUGAUUGUGAAAUAGACAUUUUCUAUAUAGCA
This is a messenger RNA of Magnolia sinica, 2253 nucleotides long. Its product is annotated as cysteine-rich receptor-like protein kinase 44. Lineage: Eukaryota; Viridiplantae; Streptophyta; Magnoliopsida; Magnoliales; Magnoliaceae. The record is from RefSeq and is a predicted model, not a curated record. Bases 60 to 2051 code for a protein of 663 amino acids. The transcript has 7 exons. Gene Ontology annotation, molecular function: protein kinase activity; ATP binding. Gene Ontology annotation, biological process: protein phosphorylation.